UAGAAGCUCUGAAUAGAACUGGCCCGAAGAAAAGAAAACCCUAAAACCCCCAAUUCCGCUCGCGGCGAGACAGGCGUCGCCGGGCCGCGCCGUACACCCUCUCCGCCGCUCUCCAGCUCCACGCCGGCCAUGGCGGACCCCUACCGCUCCUAUCUCCCUUCCUCCUCUUACGACAGAGUUCAACAGGGCAAUUAUCCUGGGUAUCCUCCAGCCGAGGACUAUUAUACUUCAAGAAUGGCAGCUCUGCGGGGAGUAUCAAGCAUUCCUAGAAGUGAUGUACCAGUACAAUCAAGAGCUUAUGGUUUGGAUGGUCCAACAGGAGUGAGUCAUCCUGCUCUAGCUGGCCUGGGUGCACUGCCUGCUGGAGCUAGGCCACUGGAAACUAGUCCUUUGGAACCACCUGCUGUAGCUAGGCCAAGGGGAGCUAGUCCUUUGGAAGACCAAGCUUUAGUCCGUAGAAGUUCUUCACUAGGCAGAACUGCUACUAUUCCAGAUAUUGAGCGUCCCAAUCCUGUUUUGAACAUUGAUCGGCCAUCAGAAGAUGAAUCCAACAUUCUUUUUGUUGAUGGUCUCCCUACUGAUUGCAAAAGGAGAGAAGUAGCUCAUUUGUUCCGUCCUUUCGUUGGCUUCAAGGACCUCAGACUAGUGCACAAGGAGCCCAGACGUAGUGGUGACAAGGCGUAUGUUCUGUGCUUUGUGGAGUUCAAUGAUGCAAAAUGUGCAUUUACUGCUAUGCAGGCUCUCCAAGAAUACCGCUUCGAUGAGAGGAAGCCUGACGCCCCGGUCCUCAAGAUCCAGUUCGCGAGGUUCCCUUUCCGUCUGCCUGCUGCACAUGAUGAUAGGAGACUCCCUAGCGCACGCUGAUUGCAAAUCGUCUACCAUUCCCUCGCUCGCUAGCAGUGUAUUCUAGGCCAUGGGGGCACCUUAGAUCAGCCUGUAGUGGUAAACCUGUAACAGCAUUUGCCGGGUUGAAGUUGGAUAUCAGCCUAGCAGGACAGUCUUUUAAUAAAACUUGGCACAUUCCUUUCA
Molecule: messenger RNA, 1029 nt
Organism: Brachypodium distachyon (stiff brome)
Lineage: Eukaryota; Viridiplantae; Streptophyta; Magnoliopsida; Poales; Poaceae
Product: RNA-binding protein 1
Exons: 6
Coding region: 130-864 (244 amino acids)
Molecular function (GO): mRNA binding
Source: RefSeq, a predicted model, not a curated record